Messenger RNA from Kazachstania africana CBS 2517, 435 nucleotides. It is a transcript of the gene RDL1, whose product is annotated as thiosulfate sulfurtransferase RDL1. The coding region runs from base 1 to 435 and encodes 144 amino acids. Gene Ontology annotation, molecular function: thiosulfate-cyanide sulfurtransferase activity. Gene Ontology annotation, cellular component: mitochondrion. The record is from RefSeq and is a predicted model, not a curated record. Lineage: Eukaryota; Fungi; Ascomycota; Saccharomycetes; Saccharomycetales; Saccharomycetaceae. The transcript has a single exon.
AUGGGUGUCUGGCAAACUAUUUUAGAUGCAUGGAAUGGUGUAGAAAUAACACCAAAAGAAAAGGCUCCUCAAGCCCCUGUGAAAAAUUAUAACUUUCAAGAUAUGAAAGAGUUAGUUGCCAAGCAUGAUCCAAACGUGGUACUAGUGGAUGUCAGGGAACCAUCAGAAUAUUCUGUAGUGAAUAUCCCUGGUUCCAUCAAUGUCCCAUAUAGGAGUCAUCCUGAUGCAUUUGCCCUUGAUACAGAAGCUUUUGAAAAGACAUUUGGUGUACAAAAGCCUAAUGCAGAAAAAGAGUUAGUCUUUUUCUGUGCAAGUGGUAUGCGUGGUGCUAAAGCACAAAAUGUUGCAGCAAAUAAUGGUUACAAGAACUCUGCUGUAUAUCCAGGCUCCAUGAACGAUUGGGUGGGUCAGGGCGGUGAUAAGCUCAAAUUAUGA